AUGUUCACUCCUGGUGGUCGUCGUUUACCAAUGUUAGGUUUGUCACCGGGUGGUGCUCAUUUGAAUCCGGAGACUCCUGGUUCAAGUUUAUGGAGUAGUUUGCUUAACGCAACGAAUAAUCCUAAUACAUCGGAAGCAGCAGCAGGGGGAGGCAACCAGGGUAAUACUCCUGGUGUAUUACAAUCUUUUCAUGGAAGUCAGGCUAAUAUAUCCUCAAGUAAUUUCAGUCACUUUUUGAGUACUCUAAAAAAAACUGGUUUAACUCCUAACGAGUCUAAUUUAAGAUCAGGAUUUACUCCUGGCGGCAUUAAUCAUCCAUCGUCAUAUCCAUUCCCUUCGGGGGCUGGUUUGAGUACCCCAGGCGGUUUAUUGAACAGUCCUAUGAUUCCUGGUCUUUCAAACAUGUUAGGUGUUUCUCAAAACCACAAUCAAGCUCCUCCGGCUCAGGCUCAACACCCAAGUCAAAUUCCAUCCCAAGCACCGCCGCAAAUUCAAGAGCGAUCUCAACCUGAUAUUCAAGCACAAAGACAACCUCGACAGCCGAAAGAUACACAACGAGAGCAGCAGAGACGAUCUGAGGAACCAUCUCGAGAUUCAACUCUUCAGCAAGAAACUCAAAGCCAACCUCGCCAGCUGCCUAGUUCCCAAGUUCAAUCUCUGCCUGAAGUAAUAAAAUCAAAUCCACCACCUGAGCUUGCAACUGAUGGCCCUCUUCCACAGAAGCAGAAACAGCAUGAACGGACGCAUCAUUCUGGUAUAGAACUGAAGGUAUCUUCCUCGGAAGACUACAGGCAAGAAAAUGUACAAUACAAUACAAAGAGAGCUAAGACGGAGAAACAGAGUCCCAAUAAAAAGCAGAAAACUACUUCACCAAUAAAUGAAUCUACUGAUACGUCAACGUCGAAAAGGAACAUUUCCCCAGAAGAUGACAAACGUAAAAGUUUCCUAGAGAGGAAUAGAGUUGCUGCAUCUAAAUGUCGUCAGCGUAAGAAGCAGCUAAUCCAAAAGAUGGAAGAUGAGCUAGGGUUUUAUUCUUCUGGUUAUAGAGAGCUCUCAGGUCAAGUCAGUCAGUUGCGAGAUCAACUUAUCAAUCUUAAAGGCGUGAUUGUGGGCCAUAAGGACUGCCCUAUGUUUGCGUCUUCUGUAGGAGGGUACGAGCAUUUGAAUGGUAUAAUUCAUCAAAUAAAUUACAUUACUCAAAUAACUGCUCCUCAGGCCAACUCCAAUUCAAUUCCAAGCACAAUACCAACAACGUUGAACAACCCUCAUGGUAACUUUCAAGUAUCUCCGCACGCAUCAGCGUCAGCGAUUGCACCAGCAAUUGCACCAGGACUACCGAUUAGAGAGAAUUUUAAUGACCUGCAUACACAUUCUAGCGAUGGCAGUCGAAAUACUUCCUCUGAUACAGUUCCAAGCAUUAAUGUCUAUCACUCGAAUACUAACAGCAACAACAUCAUCAAUAACGAGAAGAAUGCACAAGACGUCUCUUCACGGAAGCACAUUAAUAACCCUCCGCACCCACAUUUUGGAAUCUCUAAUCAAUCGAUGAAUCUAAAUCCAGCUGGCAACGGUAUCAGCAAUGGAAAUCAUGGCUACAACAUUCAAAAUUUACCACAGGGUGUUAGAGAUCAAUUGCAUGCCCUGCAUGAGCAAGGUGUGCAAUCUCAGCAAUUACCUCAGGAGUAUAGGAAUGGUGUAAACAUCGUCGGAUUAACUGAGCAGCGGUCUUAA
Priceomyces carsonii is the source of this 1731-nucleotide messenger RNA. It is a transcript of the gene SKO1, whose product is annotated as Sko1p. The record is from RefSeq and is a predicted model, not a curated record. Lineage: Eukaryota; Fungi; Ascomycota; Pichiomycetes; Serinales; Debaryomycetaceae. Bases 1 to 1731 code for a protein of 576 amino acids. Gene Ontology annotation, molecular function: DNA-binding transcription factor activity, RNA polymerase II-specific; RNA polymerase II cis-regulatory region sequence-specific DNA binding. The transcript has a single exon. Gene Ontology annotation, biological process: regulation of transcription by RNA polymerase II.